Diorhabda sublineata is the source of this 3555-nucleotide messenger RNA. Its product is annotated as leucine-rich repeat flightless-interacting protein 2. The coding region runs from base 413 to 1651 and encodes 412 amino acids. Gene Ontology annotation, biological process: regulation of DNA-templated transcription. Lineage: Eukaryota; Metazoa; Arthropoda; Insecta; Coleoptera; Chrysomelidae. The record is from RefSeq and is a predicted model, not a curated record. The transcript has 7 exons.
AGAUUCAUAUACUACGACGGUCUUUACAUGCCUUGCGAUCUUCGAAGACGGAUGCUGUGUGUACGUGCGCGCGCGUUCAGUGCCGAAAAACCGUGUUAACCUCGUUUGACCUACUGUGAUUUCAAAACUAACUUUUUCUUACAAUUAUUAGUCUCAAAUGAAAAAAUUUCGAUUUUAGUAUUCGUUAUAGUUGAUAUAAUCGAUUAUUAUAUAGUUUGUUGUUGAUUUUUUUCAAAUUUAACCUAACUUUUAAUAUCAAAUUAUAUAGUAUUCAUAGUACAAGUCUAUUAUUCCGAAAUGAUAAUUAAUCUUAACAAUUCCUCGUGAUAAAAUCAAAUAUUUACCGAAAAAAAAAAAUCUUUUUUAAUUUAUCUUCCGUUGUGUUACGAAUUGUUUGCUAACAAAAAACGACAUGGUUGCUGUGCAAAAAGUACCGGACGAAAAUAAAUUUAAACUUUUGACUAAAAUCGUAUCAACGCCGUCAAUCAGCGACUGUUUAUACGAAAAACCCAAACCUCACUUGUUGUUGGUGACUACGGUGUCGUUGUCUAAGAAAAAUGCAGAGGCACGGUUAUGGGCGAAAAGACAAGCCAGAGCGGAAGCGAGAGAGAUACGCAUGCGCGAAUUGGAAAGGCAACAAAAAGAACAAGAAGAAAACGCCGACAGACAAUUCGAUAUGUUAGCUUCCGAACCGACUUCCUUGGUGAGGACUCCAAGGAGUGCCGGUACUCGGUAUCUGUCAAGUCGAAGGAGCUCCGAAGAUUCGUUGGAAGACGGCGGAAGCUUAAGAGAUUUAAGGCACGAAUUGAAAGAGGUCGAAGAAAAAUUCCGGAAAGCCAUGAUAGCAAAUGCGCAGCUAGACAACGACAAAACUGCGCAGACGUAUCAAUUAGAACUGUUAAAAGAUAGAUUGGAAGAAUUGGAGGAAGAUCAUUCGCAAUUAAAAAGGGAACACAGAGAUAAAUGUCGUGAAUAUCAAACGUUAAAAAGUUUAUGCACUAAAUUGAAAGAUGAUUUAGUACUGACGAGGUACGAACUUGAGGAACGGGAUCGACUGAUAACCGAUAAGGGAUUAGUGAUAGUAGGAGAAGAACUCCCACCGGACGAAGAUGGUACCCAGCAUCCCCCGAAGAAAGCAUUAGUCAGCGUCGAAAAUGCCCAUCUAUUAGAAACGGCCGGUGAUGGAAGUUUGGAUGUUCGAUUAUCGAGAUUCCUGAAGGAGAAAACUGAACUUCAGGAUCAAAUUAGCCAUUUAAAACUAGAAUUAGAAGAAGAGAAAAAUAAGAGAAGGAAACCGAGUUCGAGUGGAAUUUUGAACGGACCCUCUUCGGAUUAUGACUUCGAUGAUAUACAAAGAGAAGCCAGUAAACAAUUAUCCGAUUGGAAAUUUAGGGCUCAGAAAGCGGAACAGGAUGUGGCGACGUUGCAAGCUACUGUAGCCCGAUUAGAAAGUCAAGUAAUUAGGUAUAAAACAGCUGCUGAAAUUUCGGAACAAUCCGAAGAGGCUCUUAAAGCUGAAAAAAGGAAACUUCAACGAGAGGCAAGAGAUGCUCUUAGUCGAGCCGAAGAAUUGGAAACUUCAAAUACCCAUUUAUUAAAGAGAUUAGAUAAAUUAAAAAAUGCAAAAUCGGCCUUACUCAAAGAACUAUAGUUGACCCUACUUAUUUAGGUAUUAUAAUUUAAUUUUAUAGAAAAAUACCCGUCGCAGUUUUGCUUUUUUUAGUUUUACAAAAAUCGAAACGUAAUUUAAUCGGAAUACAGUUUCCGUGUGUAAAAAUAAGUUUCGGAUAAUUUAUUAGAAAUUGUGUCAAUAUUGUCUGUAUUUAAUUGUUAAUUUAAUUAAUAUUACCUAGCACUAGGUGUUGAAAAAUCUUAAUUUUCCAAAAAAAUAGAAUUUUUUCAUAAUUCGAACCAUAAUCAAGUUGCAAUGGAAUGGGCUCUCAUAUAUCAAGGUUAAUAAACAUUAUUUUAACAUUACUAAAAUCAAAAUGUCUUUAAAUUAUAUUUUAAACCGUCACUCUUGUUUCCUUAAUAUUUUUUGUAAAUAUUUUUAAUUUUACGUGACCUCAGGAUUUAAAUUGUCCAUUUAAAAAUUUUAUUACAUAUUUUUUGUUACCGCUGCUUCUUUUUUUGUACUUUUAAUAAUAGUACAAUUGAACUACUGGUAUGUAUUUCUGUAAUAGCCGUUUCAUAGUUAUAACUUCUAAAAAAAAAUUAGAGAAAGCUGCAUUUAAUACAAAAAAUGAUUUUAUGAUCAAAAUGCCUUUUCAAAAGAUAUGUUAAAUCAUCAUUUUUGUUUUUAUUACUCCCUGCUUCUUUUUUUGUGUACUGAUUGUGCUUUUGUUGAUGGAACAAUUGAACUACUGGAACAAUCUAUAGUUGAAAUCGUUGAAAAAUUUAAAGAAAACUGUUUCUAGUACAACUAAUUUUCUUAUUUCAACACAAAUAUAACUAAAAAUGAUUUUUUAUCAUCAAAAUAUCUUUUUAAAUGAUAUGUUAAAUCAUUACUUUUAUUUUUAUUACCCCCUGCUUCUUUUUUGUGCUUUUGUUAAUGGUACAAUUGAACUACUAGAACAUAUUUCUAUAAUUUCCAAUCCAUAGUUAAAACCGUUGACAAAUUUGAGGAAAACUGCUUCUAGUACAACUAAUUUUCUUAUUUCAACACAACUAAAGCUAAAAAUGAUUUUUUCAUUAUCAAAAUAUAUUUUAAAAUGAUAUUUUACAUCAUAAUUCUUGUUUUUGUUACCCACUGCUUCUUUUUUUGUGUAUCGAUUGUGCUUUUGCUAAUGGUACAAGUGAACUACUGGAACAUAUUUCUAUAAUUUCCAAUCCAUAGUGAACCGUUGAAAACUUUGAGGAAACUACUAAUGAGAUGAACAAAACCCUUAUUUGAACAUCCUCAUCACCUUAACGACCCUAAGAUAACUUUGAUAAAAGAGUUUCAUGAUAUGCUAAAGUUUCAUUUAUUGUAUUGGAUAUUCAAAUAGAAGUUUCCCUACAUCAUAAGACAAAUUUUAUUCACCGAUAAUAAUAAUUACUCAUUCUUAGUGUUAAACAGCUUUCACACUCAAUCAGGAUAAUUUAUAUCCUUAAUUUAUGCCCAAAAGUAUUACGCAAACUAAAUUUUAUAAAAUCGUAUUUUUUUUAUAUAUAUUGUGCUUCAUAUAGAGAUACCAAAAAAAAUUAGUGAAUAAUAUGCUUUUUUUUAUAAAUGGCUCAAUAAAAAAAUUAAAACAAGCUCAAUGUGAUUGACCAAAAUCUAGACUCAACGUUCAAUAUUUUAAAUACGUAACUUUCAUCCCUUUGAUACUAGUCUAGAAAUUGAUCGGUUAACUAGCAGUUUAGUGAAAUUUUUUUUAAAAAUAUCCAAAAUAAUGCCGUUUAGUCGAAAAUCAAAAAAGGUUGUACUAUUUUUUUUAUUUCUAAUAUUCUAACAGUAAACGCAAGUAACGCUUCAAAGAAUUUUAUGUACAUAUGAAAUAUGUGAUUUUUGUGUAUACAUCUAUAAUCGUUUUGGUAAAAGGUAAUUUAAAAAAAUAUAUAAACUAAUUUAUA